Messenger RNA from Helianthus annuus (common sunflower), 759 nucleotides. RefSeq names its product pollen-specific leucine-rich repeat extensin-like protein 4. Lineage: Eukaryota; Viridiplantae; Streptophyta; Magnoliopsida; Asterales; Asteraceae. The transcript is spliced from 2 exons. The coding region runs from base 1 to 759 and encodes 252 amino acids. The record is from RefSeq and is a predicted model, not a curated record.
AUGGAGGACCCGGUUGACCCAGUUGACCUUGCUGACCCUGCGUUUGCUGACCACGCAGAUUUUGAGAUGGCGUUCGAUGACCCGGAGCCUGCCAUAGCCCCCGAGCCGGUAGCCGCUCCUAACCCUGUGUUUGAGCAUGACCCUAUUCAUGCUGGCAUACCUAUUGUUGACCCUGUGAUUGCUGAUCUACCCGCUGAUGAUCACCCUGUUGAUGCUCCACUACUGGAGGGCGAUCAUGUUGUUGCUGCAGCUCAGGCUGAUGCCCCUCUCAUCGCUGAUGUACCUGUUGACCCUAUUGUAGCUCCCCUACCUGAUCCUGUUCCCCUGGAGCCCGAUCAUGCGCUAUUCGCGACCCAUAUUGAUCCCCGUUAUGCGCACACCCAGAAUGGGUGGAUUGACGUUGACGAUGAGCUCCCACCUUUUCCCCCACAUACCACCGAUGCACGUCACAUGGAUUUCCCUUUUCCGUUCGCUCAGUUCACACCUCCAGCACGACCUGGAGAGGGUUCCUCGGCUCAUCCCUUUGGACAUGUGCCGACAUCUAUCCUAGUUGUACCACAGUUUUCUACUGCUAUUCCCCCUGUUCCACCAUUUUCUGUGCCACCUUUUGCCCCAGCGAGUGAGCCAUUCCUUUGGACGUUACCACCUAUUAUGCCGCCAUCCGACCCCUACCAUCCUUUCCAUAUGGGGUAUUCUAUUGAGGACGUUCUUAUGUCGAUUGUUGUCCAGCAGGAGCCCUUAGUCGAUGAUGGUGUGUGA